UGUUGGCCAGAUGGACUGCAGACUGUAAGUGCUGGACACAGUCGGAGUGAAAUAAAAUAUUCACGGGAGGAUAACUGAAGACUAAACUGGCAGAUUCAAGUAAUUUAAUUCAUGUUGAGAGGUGUGACUUUCUUCUUGAAGAUGCAUUUCUUCUCUGCUGCGGCCUUCCUGCUGAUAUUAGCACACAGUUUACACGUUGAAGCGGGCAAAUGUCCGAGAGUGUGCAGCUGUGACAGCACCAAACUCACGGUCGCCUGCGUUGGCAAGAACUUAACGGAGGUUCCCCCGACUGUAGAUGAGAUUACACUGAAACUCGACCUGAAGAAUAACAACCUGCAGGAGUUAUCCAGGGGGGCGUUCACUCACACACCCUACCUCACCCACCUCAACCUGCAGCGCUGUAACAUUAUCAAGGUGAAGGAGGGCGCUUUCCGGACUCUGGGUCGAGUGGUCUCCUUAAACUUGGCCUACAACAAAAUUGACAUCCUUUACCAGGAGUCUUUCGAUGGCCUCUCUUCCUUGAAGGAGCUGUUCCUGGAUCAUAACCGUGUGGAGGAGAUCCAACCUGGAGCCUUCACACAGCUCGGCUUCCUCAACAUGCUGGCCCUCACCAACAACCAGCUGGUUUACAUCCCCAACAUGGCCUUCCAGGGCCUGAAUAACAUCAAGUGGCUCCGUCUCAGCUAUAACUCCCUGAACAACUUGGCCUCUGAGGCGUUCGCUGGACUCUUCACUCUCAAUCGCCUCAGUCUGGACCACAAUGAGCUGCAGUUCUUUCCCACUCAGACCAUGAACAGACUCCGUGAGCUCACACGCCUUGACAUGAGCCACAACCCCAUGAUCUACCUUGGGGAAGAGUCAGUCUCCAUGGCGAAGCUUACACACCUCUACCUCGACCACAUGUCCCUUCAGGACCUGUCAGAUAAGGCUUUGUCCGGCGCCCCGCUCCUUUCACACUUGGGCCUCAGCCACAAUCAGCUUCGUUACCUGGAGCCGCUCUCAGGGCCCAAAGAGCUGAGCAGCCUCAACCUGACUGGCAACCCAAUCUACUGUAACUGUUACAUGCGGCCUCUGAGGCAGUGGGCGAGUGUCAAAGGUGUGAAGCUGCAGGGAGCCUGUGCUGGACCUCCUCACCUGUCCGAUGAACCUCUGCAGGCCGUGACUCCUCUGGAUCUGCGCUGCCGCAGCCAUCAGGAGCAGCUGAAGGAUGAAUUUGAGAAGGACAACGAGAGUGCAGGAAGCAUCAUCAAACCCACUGCCAAACCCAAGAAGAAAGUCGAGUGUCCAGUGAACUGUGACUGUGAUACUGAAGCCCAGCAUGCCACAUGUGAAGGCCAAGGUCACACCAAAGUCCCACGAGGUUUCCCCACCCAGACGCAGCUGCUUGACCUCCGCAGCAACCACUUCCACUACCUCCCCGCCAAUGGCUUCCCAGGCGCCAGCCAAGUUGUUUCUCUUCACCUGGAGUUGUGCAAAAUCCACGAAAUCGAGAGAGGUGCUUUUCGGGGGAUGAAAAAACUGUUUUAUUUGUAUCUUUCUGACAAUGACCUCACAUCCUUGGAGGCCGGAGCCUUUGCUGGAGCCCCUGAGCUCACCUACCUCCACCUCGAGGGGAACCGGCUGGCACAGUUCCCUGGAUCAGCUCUGACUCUCCUACCAAGUCUAUUUGUGUUACACCUGGAGCGAAAUGCCAUCUCCAAACUAGAACCAACUGGUCUGCUGUCCUCUGUAACACCUAAACUCAGGGAACUUUAUUUGACCAAUAACACAAUAACAUCUAUCGCCAAGGGUGCCCUGGACUCUGCCUUCCUAGGUACACUUCACCUAGAUUCAAAUCAGCUGACAGAGAUGCCAACUCUGUCCGAGGCCUCUAACCUGGAGGAGCUCAGUCUGUCUCACAAUUCAAUUCGCUGGGUUGGACCAAAAGCUUUCCAGCCCGUAUCCCAAAGUCUGAAGAGGCUUUACAUGGAUCAGAUGGGCAUAGAGAAGAUGUCGAGGGAUGCUCUGGUGGGGCUGGGUCCAGGGCUGAGGGCUUUGACGUUGAGAGGUAACCAGCUGGAGGAGCUUCCCGACCUGAGCCCGCUCACUGGCCUGGAGGUGGUCGACCUGCAGGACAACCCUCUGCUGUGUGACUGUCCUCUGCUGCCUUUACGCAGGUGGAUGGAGAAUGUAACUUUGGAGGUCAUCGCCACCUGUGGUCACCCUCCUGAGGUCAGAGGUCAGAAGGUCCAGGAUGUCCAGGUCUUUAAGUCCUGCCCAGAAAGCAGCUCUCCUCCUGUUGAGAAAGUUGUGGCCACCAGGCCUCCGAAAGUGAAACCUCAACGCAACCUCUCGAAGGCCUCUGGAGUCAAAGCUAAACCUGCAAAGCCCAAAACUAAACUACCCAAACCAACCAAGACCAGACCUCAGAAGAAACCUGUGGCACCAAAAGUGACAAAGAACAAGAAGAUGCUGUAAUAAAUAUCAGUCUGGGCAUCAUGUUAUUGCAGUUUGACAGUGUGAAGAUCCUUUUUUUUUUUUUUAAUAAAGCAACUUUGUGUGUAACUUACAUGUACUCUUUAUUAUCGGAGCAUAAUAAACUCAGCAGGCCGAUCCCCUUCCCAGUCUUGUUGUACAUGUUGCAUUAAAAAGGUUCCACAGAUGGAGCAUGAGCACAACUUCAACACAGUC
Messenger RNA from Larimichthys crocea (large yellow croaker), 2670 nucleotides. RefSeq names its product chondroadherin-like a (gene chadla). Gene Ontology annotation, molecular function: protein binding; transmembrane signaling receptor activity. Gene Ontology annotation, cellular component: plasma membrane. Bases 112 to 2457 code for a protein of 781 amino acids. The record is from RefSeq and is a predicted model, not a curated record. Lineage: Eukaryota; Metazoa; Chordata; Actinopteri; Sciaenidae. Gene Ontology annotation, biological process: immune response; toll-like receptor signaling pathway. The transcript has 11 exons.